GUAAUCCACGCAUAGGGGACAUCCUGCAGAAGCUGGCCCCGUUCCUGAAGAUGUACGGCGAGUAUGUGAAGAACUUCGAUCGUGCCAUGGAGCUGGUGAGCACGUGGACGCAGCGCUCCGCUCAGUUCAAGAGCGUGGUCCAAAACAUCCAGAAGCAGGAGGUGUGUGGGAACCUGACGCUGCAGCAUCACAUGCUGGAGCCGGUGCAGCGGAUCCCGCGCUAUGAGCUCUUACUGAAGGACUAUCUGAAGAAGCUGCCCGCCGGAGCUGCAGACCGCAGAGACGCAGAGAAUGCUCUGGAGCUGAUCUCCACCGCAGCGAACCACUCCAACGCUGCCAUCAGGAAAAUGGAGAAGAUGCACAAGCUGUUGGAGGUGUAUGAGAAGUUGGGCGGAGAGGAGGACAUCGUUAAUCCAGCCAAUGAAUUCAUUAAAGAAGGCCACAUAAAGAAGAUGUCGGCUAAGAACGGCACGGCACAGGACCGAUACCUCUAUCUGUUCAAUAACAUGGUGCUGUAUUGUGUGCCCAAACUGAGGCUGAUGGGACAGAAGUUCAGUGUCAGAGAGCGAAUCGACAUCGCAGGGAUGGAGGUUCAGGAAAACGUCAAGCAGAACGCCCCUCACACUUUCACCAUCAUCGGCAAACAGCGCUCGCUCGAGCUGCAGGCCAGGACGGCUGAGGAGAAGGACGACUGGAUAAAAGUGAUCCUGGCGACGAUUGAGAAGCACAAGCAGAACAGCGAGACGUUCAAAGCCUUCAACAUCUCCUGUAGCCGUGAUGAUGAGCACACGCCUGACACGCCGGGCCUGUGGAGCAGCACGAGCACAUGUGAGGCAGACGGAGCUCAGCAUGAGAGGAAGAGCUCAAAGAAACGAGAGAAGGAGAAAGAAACAUGCAAAGGCUGCAGCGAGGCCUUCCAUUUCACCAAACGCAAACACCACUGCAAGAGCUGCGGCGCGGCCGUCUGUGGGAAGUGUUUGAAGGUGUCGGAGAGCAGGAACAUCCGCAUGUGUAAGCAGUGUUUUGAAGGCCUGCAGGGAGCUGAAGGGACAGCAGGAGGCGGCACUGAGCCUAAGAAAAAAGUCGAGAAGCACCUGUCAGUUGCUCAGUCUUCUCAACGGACAGGAAAAGUUGAGGAGUUGGACCAAGAGCUGGGCGGCCAUCACUGAAGCACAGCCUCUGCUGCUUUAUCAGCAAACCAGCACACAGGUCUCUCUGGCUGUGACAUCAGUGACAUGAGAAGAAGAAAGAGUCAGACGUGUUCAGACUGAUUCAAGAAUCUGAAUGAGCGACCGACUGAAUGGAGCUCCUGUCACAUGCUGUAAAGGGAGGAGCUAACAAGAUGUCAGUCACAGCAAGAGCCAAUAGGAUGCUUUCCCUCUCCCCCUUUAUAAAGAACUCCUGUUACUUGAAAUCACUUUAUCCUCAGCACUUUUUUAUUCUUUCUUUUGAAGAUCCUUUUACACGAUCAUUACUCUUUCAGCAGCACUCACACUGUCACGCCUUCAUCUGAGUGUGAGAGUGACUGUUUGUCAAUGCACUGUUCCCUUCCAGCACUCAUGUCUGCUUGUGUUGCACUGGAUGAAGAUGUUGAGAAUGUCUAUAUAAUGUUACGAUGAAUGUUCUUUUUUUUUUUUUGCCUUUCAGAUGUGUUAUUAGUUAAAGCAUUAAGUGGCUGUUCUUGUGAUGCACUGUCAGUUCACACCUUCAUGAUUCCCUUAGUUUUUUCUUUCUGAUUUUUAAAGAUGAAGUGAACUGAAGCACAAAGCACAUAAAGCACACGUCAUAUUUCACUCAAAAUCAAAAGAAAGAAAGGAUAUUGUGCAUAAAAGAAGCUUAUUUUAUUUUCCGUAUCUCUUCCGUUAUUUUCACAGUAAUUAAGCACAUUUCACAUCAAAUUCUCAUAAAUUCUUAUUACCGUCAUGCAUAAGAAAAAUAAUGAUAUAUUUCAAUUGCGUAGUGUUCAUACACCGUGGUUUGAGUUAGUUGUAUUGCCUUUAUGGUGUUGAUUUAAAAAAGUAAAUUUUUACCAUUUUUACAGUAAUGAGAAUGUAGUAAGAAUCACCACUGAGAAUGAGGAAAAGCCUAAGCGUCUGCACACAUUACACGAAUGACAAUGAGAUGCUUUUAACAUCACAGUGAAUAUGCAUGUCAGAAUGUAAAAAAAUCAUAAUGGUCCUAAAACGGCUUUAUUUUUCACAAUGCUACACAAUGUCUUGGUUUUUUGGAGUGAAACCCUGUUCCGUUUUCACAACAUUCACCCUCAAUUUCACAAGACUGGUCUCACGGUGCGUUCAUAAACUCUUCUGAAGUCUUUGCUAAGCAUCAACAUCCAUGGUCUGCUGUUUCCUCAAACUGUGUUUUGUACCAACGAGAGAUCAUUUUCACCUUCUUCAAGAGGAUACCCAGCUUUAUUGUUUAAGGGCAGAUUCCUGUGGCAGGCCACUAAAUAUUAUACCCUCCUAUAGAACAUUUUCACUAUAGACUUUUCAGGUAAAGGUUUGGAUGAGAAAACUAGGUUCAGGAACAUAGGGAAACUCAAUUCCUGCGUCACUUUCCUCUAGCUCUUCAUACCGUUUCACCAGCGGCACACUUCUAUUUUGUAUGCAGCAGUAUUGUGAUUGCAACAGAAGUACUGUACGCCUGCACACUCAGAGUCCAGUCUGUGAGCCUGGAGGUCGAUCAUGGUCAACAUGUAAUGAAUGAUGUAAACAUUGCAUUUGCUUCCCUUUUAAUAUUGUUUGAACCCUUGAAGCAGAACCAGUAUUAUUAAAAGCAUUUUAUGUGUACAAAAGCUGUCUUAUAGCAUAUCAAUGAAUAAAAGAGUAUCUGGU
Molecule: messenger RNA, 2834 nt
Organism: Sinocyclocheilus anshuiensis
Lineage: Eukaryota; Metazoa; Chordata; Actinopteri; Cypriniformes; Cyprinidae
Product: FYVE, RhoGEF and PH domain-containing protein 3-like
Exons: 13
Coding region: 51-1169 (372 amino acids)
Biological process (GO): filopodium assembly; cytoskeleton organization
Cellular component (GO): cytoplasm
Molecular function (GO): metal ion binding; guanyl-nucleotide exchange factor activity
Source: RefSeq, a predicted model, not a curated record